AUGAGGGGGAUUGGUGGGGGACACAAGACGUGGUACCGCAAGUUCGACUUCCAGUGGCUGCUCUAUGAGGAGGGGGCCCUGUCACAGCCCUUCACUGAGAAGGCCAUCAAUGUCCGAUACAGCCCUUGCGGGUUGGCUGACAUUGCACUGGUGGCCAGAGACAACCGUGAGUGCUGGAUCAUUGCCAUGGAGAACAUGCAACUGGGGGACAUCAUCAAGACCUCCACUCACAUGGGCACGAUGGCAGUGUCAGCCAACGAAGGGGACACCUACCCGCUCGGGGGUCUGCUUGUUAGCAAGAUGAUCCACAACCUGGAGAGCCACCCUGGGAAGGCAGCGCUGUACAUCCAGGUGGCUGGGACUUGUGGGGUGCUGCUGAGGAAAGUGAACAGGAUGGCCAUAGUGCAGCUGCCUUCCAAGUGGCAUAUGCAGGUGCUGGAGACCUGCAUGGCCACGGUGGGCCACGUGUCCAAUGUUGACCACAACAAGAGGUUGAUCAGGAAGACAGGCUGGAAUCGCUGGCUGGGCAAACAUCCUCACACAGGGUUGUGGUACUGCAAGGGUGUCUGGGCCAGGCACAAGAUCAAGCCUUUCCUGCCCAUGAAGAACUCGGUCAACCUGAUGAAGGUUGCAGCGCAGGAAUGA
This is a messenger RNA of Opisthocomus hoazin, 645 nucleotides long. RefSeq names its product large ribosomal subunit protein uL2m. NCBI's taxonomy places the organism in Eukaryota, Metazoa, Chordata, Aves, Opisthocomiformes, Opisthocomidae. Gene Ontology annotation, cellular component: mitochondrial large ribosomal subunit; ribosome. Gene Ontology annotation, biological process: mitochondrial translation. Gene Ontology annotation, molecular function: RNA binding; structural constituent of ribosome. The record is from RefSeq and is a predicted model, not a curated record.